Recurvomyces mirabilis is the source of this 2877-nucleotide messenger RNA. RefSeq names its product Suppressor of Profilin deletion (gene SYP1). Bases 1 to 2877 code for a protein of 958 amino acids. The record is from RefSeq and is a predicted model, not a curated record. NCBI's taxonomy places the organism in Eukaryota, Fungi, Ascomycota, Dothideomycetes, Mycosphaerellales, Teratosphaeriaceae. Gene Ontology annotation, biological process: septin cytoskeleton organization. Gene Ontology annotation, cellular component: plasma membrane; cytoplasm; cell division site. The transcript has 4 exons.
AUGAGCAACAUGGAACGGCAGGAUUACCCAGCCAUGCUGCCACAAUUGCAGCCUGGUCAGGCCGUCGAUAUUCUUAAUGAUCGAGUACGGCAGGUGGGGCGCUUGAAUACUGCAAUUGCAGACUGGUUACAGGAGAGGAGGAAGUUGGAAGAGCAGUACUCGACGGGACUGAGGCGACUCGCGCGGAAGCAGAUUGAGGAUGUGGAUCUUGGCAUAUUCUCUAUCCCAUGGACCACUCUCACCGAAGCAGCCACGACGACGGCGGAUGCGCACUCUUCGCUCGCCGCGAAGAUCGAGGUAGAUGUGGAGCAGCCAUUACGUGAGUUCGUAAGCACGAAUCGCGAGAUGCAGGCCAUGUCGACCAUACAAGGCAAUCUGGCAUCAAUGGCAAAGGACAUCACGCGAGCAAAGGACAAGGCAGAUAAGUUACAGGGUCGAGGAGAGCGCGCGGAGUCUGGAAAGAUCGCGAAUGCUUCUUCCGAGCUUGACCAUGCCGAGUCGCAAUGGCAGUCGCAGGCGCCAUAUGUCUUCGAGAAUCUGCAGGCUGUGGACGAGGCUCGAAUAAACCGACUUCGCGACGUCUUGACUCAAUUUCAGACUCACGAGGUGGACCUGGUACAGAAGAAUCAGACGACCGCAGAGCAUUGCUUGAACGUUCUGCUCAGCCUGCAGACCGAGGACGAGAUCAGGACUUUUGCGCUGAGAUCUGUGCAAGGCAAACCAAGGCCAGCUUCUCGUGCGCCACGACCGAGCGUGCCCACUACGCCCUCAGCCUCACGAGCACCUACAGGGAACUCCAACACUCUUGCGCCGACUCUGUCCCAGUCUGAUAAUAUUAGUCAGCGAUCUGGCUCUGUACAAGAGGACAAGAAGAAGAGCCGGUUUGGUGGUGCCUUGAAACGUCUUGGGACUACUGUAGGCGGGAGAAAGCGCGAGAGUAGGAUGCCGCCUGGUCUUGCACCCAUGGCAGAAUCGCCCGAGAAGAAGUCGAAGUCACCUUUUAACUCCAUCGGCGGCAGGUUCGGCAAGCAAAAGCAUCAGAAUUUGGACGACAUUGAGACUUCUGUCGACACGCCGUCACGAGAGAGACCACGUCCGCCACUACGGAUGGGCAGCGAGAUGUUCGAGUCUAGCUCGGCUGCUCAGCCAACGAGUCCAAAUGCUGCACGCGGACUCGAAUCAUCUCACGUCAAUGGGGGCACAGCUGCUGCAUUAUCCGCUCUCGAAGGUGCACCUCGGCUUCCGCCAAUCAUGGCGAACGGUGGACAUCAAGGUGAUCUGGCAGAUCUGGAGCCCCCGAAGCCGACUCAGCCUGAGCCGGUGCCUAUGGCGGAAACGCAGCGCGAUGCUGAGGGCUACUCGCUUCCACCACAAACUCUUGAUCCCAUCUCACAGGCUCAAGCAGAUGCGGCCGCAGCAGGAGAGGGCAGCUCGCCAGCAUUCAAUGUCAAUAUCCGCAAUGCACCUAUCCAGGAUGAAAGUACUGAUUCUCAUGCUGCUUUGACGAGUAUGGCGAGCACUCUCGUAGGUUGUGUGCCUCCUCACCCAAAGGGACAUGCUAACAAUUCUCAGUCACCUCCGCCUUUCGUUGCCAGUAAGGUAGGCACAGUCCGUGGCCGCCGAAACCGCCCUGUUAGUACCAUUGCCGGAGGCGCGCCGAUGACCGAGUCGCCUGCGGCGCAACCGUCGCCAUCUAUCUUGCCACCAACCACAUUCGCACCGCCUAGUGCUCCACCACCGAGCGCUGCUCCUGUGCAGGCCGAGCAGGCUCGCGAUGCAUUCCCAUCACCCCCACAAGCACCAGCGGCGCAUCAAUCUAGCCUCCCGUCUAUCCCACAGUCUCCCGGUGCCGCGAUUGGUGUCGUAGGCGCAGUGGGUGCAGCAGGAGCAGCGGCCGGUGUAGCUGCGGGUGGUUUCUCACCAUUCUCGUCCACCACCAACCAGCCGCUGCCAUUCAGACCAGAGUCAGCAGCAGGUGACACUGGCUCAAUCCGCUCCGGCAGAUCUCUCACAAGCACCAGCAGCCAAGUGAUGAAGCACCCUGAGCUGACAGAGACUGGUCUCAACUCCUCCGUCGUCGAAACCGUCAGCGCUCGCUUCGAGAACGGCAAGCUAACAAGCUCAUCCCUCAUUGGCGAGAUCGCAUUGGCCUACAACCCAGCCAAUUUCAAUUCGCCUUUCGGCAGCGAAACCAUCCGCCUCGAGAACUUUGCAAGCCUCGAAAAAGUUGCACCAAAUCCUGCCUUCAUUAGCCCUACAGCCACCGGAAAAGAGGGUGAGUACACCCUGAACCUCUCGAGCCUGGCCAAGACACAAGUGGCAUUCAAGUACCAAAUCCAGUCCGAGGCCUCCGCAGCACACACUCCACUCCUAGUAACGCCAGCCUUCAAGAUCGAGCCCACUCAAGCCUCUAUCAUCGUGGCGUACAAUCUCCACCCCGAUUUCCACCUCCACGGCCGAACGAGUCUAACCCUGUCCAACGUCGUCCUGGCCUUAACACUCGACGGCGCGAAAGCAUCCGGCUGCCAAUCGAAACCCAUGGGAUCUUUCUCUCGGGAACGAAACCUCAUUUACUGGCAAUUAGGCGACGUCACGGUCUCGGCGGGGUCCGCUCCACAGAAGCUUCUUGCGCGCUUCACUACAGAUUCGGAAGCUGUGGGUGGCUCGGUGGAGGCGAGGUGGGAGAUUGGGGGGGAGGAGGUGAUGAUGCUGGGUAGUGGGCUGGCUGUGAGCGUUUCGGGCCAGCCUUCCGGUGCGGCGGACGGUUCGGAUCCUUUUGCUGAUGAGGAAGGUGCGGCUGCUGGAGGGUUGACGGCAGUGUGGAGGGGGGUUAGGGGUGUGAAGAAGCUUGCGAGUGGGGCUUAUACUGCUAAGUGA